Messenger RNA from Poecilia latipinna (sailfin molly), 2806 nucleotides. RefSeq names its product plakophilin-1-like. Gene Ontology annotation, molecular function: protein binding. Gene Ontology annotation, biological process: intermediate filament bundle assembly; heart development; desmosome organization. NCBI's taxonomy places the organism in Eukaryota, Metazoa, Chordata, Actinopteri, Cyprinodontiformes, Poeciliidae. Bases 149 to 2347 code for a protein of 732 amino acids. The transcript has 13 exons. Gene Ontology annotation, cellular component: cytoplasm; plasma membrane; nucleus. The record is from RefSeq and is a predicted model, not a curated record.
GUCAGGUGCGUGUUAAGCCCCGCCCACCGCACCGCCACCUGGCUGGUCUACUCAGGUGAGGUGGCACAACAAAGCAGAGCUCGUUAAUCCAGCGAAGGUGCUCGUUAUCCUGCAUGAGGACUACAGGGAACACUGAAAGAGCUCCGUAAUGGAAAAGAAGCUAAAGUUGAGGCGGUCUGAGAUUCUCUCCCAGCAGCACACCAGCCUGGCUUCUCCGACCGAACCGACUCCGAAAUCCAACAUGACGGGAGCGGCUCGGAACCGGACUCAGCCUUCACUGCGAAAGAAUGGUGUCUCCAAUGGGGGAGACGACUCACAACAUUCAAUCAGGAGCUUGUAUAGAUCUCCUUCUUCCACAAAGGGAAACGGGUAUAAUUUGGACAACCUCUCCUCAAAAAGCACCCAACCUCAGAAAAUGUCCAUGUCCCCAACAGCCGGUAUGGACCAGAUUGUAUGUGUGCUGGUAGAUUGGUCUGACCGCGUGCAUCUACUGCACCAAUCCGCUGUCUCUGAAUCGUCCCCCAGCGCACCCACCCGAGCAUCCACGCAUCCACCUGGGAAGUCCAGAACCAACUCGCUCACUCCUCAGUCAGUAAGAACAAAGAAUCCGUCUGGAUCCGCGGCGGGACGGGACAGCCUUAGAAAUGGACAGAGUCAGAAACACAGUUAUGUUAAACCUGGUACACAAAUGGUACAGUGGCUUAGAUCCACCCACAUGGACAGAGGUUUACCCCAACAGGCUCAAAUAUCCCAGAGAUGGGAAUCAGGCAGGUCCAUCAGCACCAACAGGUUCACCAACAGGUUCACCAACAGACAGGAUGUAAAGACAAUGAAGAAUCGAGCACAGCAAUCAGCUGAAAAACUUCCAGAGAUGACAAUUAAAACGGCCGUAAAGCUUCUGGACAAGAAAAAUGAGAAAGAGCUGAUCAGUGCCGCCGCAUACAUUCAGAGCCAAUGUUUUAAAAAAGACAUAGCCAGAUUUGAGGUUCGCUGGGCGCAUGGGGCUAAAAAGCUCGUGCAGCUGCUCAAAAACGACAGCGAAGAGGUGCAGCGCGCCGCAGCAGCGGCCUUGCGUAAUGUCGUCUACAAGGACAAAGGCAACAAGAAGGAGGUGACGGACGAGAAUGGCCUCACCAUCAUCCUGAACUUACUGGACAAGACCCACGAUAAGGAGACCGUAUGCCAGCUUGCAGGUGUCUUGUGGAAUCUGUCUUCAGUUGAUGAGAUCAAGGAUCUUUUUAAUGAAAAUUUCCUUCAUGUCCUCACCAAGGUGAUUUUGGUGCCCUUCUCUCACAUAAAUGGAGAGGCAGAAUGCAAGCAUGAUUUGAUCGCUGAUCCCAAAGCUUUCCUCUGCGCUACAGCCUGCCUACGGAACCUGAGCUCCGACGAUAACCACAGGAGGAACAUGAGGAGUUGCGAAAAUCUCAUUGACUCGCUGGCUUCCUGUACUACAGAGGCUGCAACCAAACGGACCCCUGAUGAAAAUCUCACAGAAAACUGCGUCUGCAUCCUUCAAAACUUGACCUAUGAAGCUGAGGAAGACUGGAUCCGCCAAACCACCAAAAAUACGGAAGAGACUCAAAAAAAUACGACUCCCAAAGAGACGACUUGCAGCUGUUUUCCUCGUCGCCGUGCCAACCUUGAAGAGGAUGCAAAGGACAAAGAGGAAGCAGAGAUGAUGUGCCUCCUGCAGAAUAAUGAAGACCCACUUGGAGUUAAGUGGCUGUGGAGCGGGCAACUUGUACGGGCGUACCUGUCGCUGUUGGCCUGCAGCACAAACAAAAUGACGCUGCAGGCCGCCAUGGGGGCGCUGCAGAACCUCACAGUGAGGAAGGGAGAGAUCUCCGAGUCCGUCGCCCGAAUUAUCGCGGAGGAAAAAGGACCUCGGAAAAUUACAGCCGUUUUAGAAAAGAACAUUACGCUGAAGAAACCAGCCUUGCUUCUGAUGAGGAACCUCUCCCGCUUUCCAGAGCUUCACCCCUCCAUCUUUGAAAAUUUUGUGACGACCGAAACCACAAAAUCCCUUUUACACCUUUUGGACAUCGGCGCAGAAGAAUCUGCUGAGCUGAUGCCGAUUCUGUGUCGGAUCCUCGUAAACCUGAGCAAGAACAACGUGGAGACGGCCCAGCGUAUUAGCCGUGAAACGGCCGUGAAUGAUAUGUUACAGAAGAAAUAUGAAGGUAAAGCUAAAGAGGCGGUGGAGGAGCUGAGGGCCACGUUGUCCCCCAGAAGUUCUCACCAACAUCUAGAAGAAGAUAAAACCAAAAACGCCAAAAUUCUUAACUUGCUACCAAAGUCUCUGCAGUGCCGUACUGGAGCUAAACAUGAGGAAAUCCCGUCCACAUAAGAUAUACAAAACACCAUUUUUUUCCAUUAGGAGUUAUUUUUGUAUUACUUUUUGUUGUAGUGCACAAAGAAAUAUGGGAUAAAAUGUUCAAAUUAUUUAUGCCUUUUUUAGUCGGAGUCAUAGAGAUGAUAGCAAAGCACUUUUUAGGCAACCACAAUGAAGUAAGUAUUCCUAGCCACUGUUCCAUUAGCAAACUUGAAUUAUUUCUGGCAAAGAUAAUGCCAGCUUUAAAAAAAAAAAUAUAUAUAUAUAUAGUAUAAAGGCAGCUCAACACCUAAUGAUAUUACUUUGCACUUUCUGUGACAAUGCUGUGAAGAAUAGUAAAACAAAUGAAAUCGACAAAUUCUGUAGAUGGGAAGAAAUGUCAUUACUGAAUAAUACAUGAAGUUUAAAGUGUUCCAAAAUGUAUUUUUAAUUGUAAUUUUUUUUGUGUGAAAAUAAACAUUUAUGAAUGCAUUC